UGGGGCCUAUUGAAUGUCUUCCUCAUCUCUCUCUGCGCCCCAUUGAUUGUAUAACCGUUCAAAUUAAGACCACAACUGCCUAAAAGACCUUAAAAAAGAAUGUUUAACAUGCUCCAAACAGGUCAUCCCUGAUAGAAUGAGUACAUACGUGGAAUGUUGAGCAGUGAUUAAGGGAAAUUCAACAACACAACAAGCUUUGUUCUUAAUUCUGCAGAUUUUCCGACACGCUGUCGACCCCAGAGACAUCACUCUCAUGCUUGCCUAUGAGACAGUCCGGAUAGAGCUGGUGCAGAUGAUGCCUCCAGUGGGGGACACUCUGGCUUGUUUUGAAGAAGAUGCUCAAAGUUUUUUAUUUCCAGAACCCAAGCUUGUUCGCCCCUUCUCUGGAGUGGAUCGAGAGGUUCUGAUGAGCAGAGCACCUCAUUUUCUUGGUAUUGCUCCGAGGUUGGAGUUCACCACCAAAACAACCAUCACUGAGUGCUCACCUGAUGCUGAGGUCAAGGUUUACCCAAAUAAACCCAUGAAGCCAUUUGGAAAACAGAGCACGAGGCGAUCCAGUAAACCGGGAACAAGAUGUCCUCCAAUCCGUGGAGGGGAGCGCGGGGACAGGGCUGACCGUGGGAGGGAGAGCAUCGUCUGGCCUUUACCACACCAGCCCAGAUCCCUGUCCCUGUCCCCUCUGAGGGACAGGAACCCUCAGCAUCCGGCCCGGCUUAGCUCAGACUCGGUGGAAAGGGACACCGGGAUAUCUCGAGCAUUCUCGGCUGGGCUGAGUGGGCUUCGCAGACCACAGGGGCGGAGUCUUCUGAAGCAGUGGGGAGAGCACCAGGUUGCUGAGUUCCUGGCCUGGAACCAGACAGUCUGCAUGGUUGACCAGCUCCUCUUCUCAUCUGACCAAGCCUUCCAGCACAGGUUGGCGAAAUACCUGAAGAUGAUCCCAUGUCUUUGGAAACACACGAGCUCUCUGCCAGUCAUCGUGGUCCUCGCCCUUCAGAACUACAGCGGUCCUAUAGAAAAGGGCCCGCUCACAUCAGGCGAGAGUGCAGUCCUCACAGAGCGUGGGAGGAGGUCCAUGAUCGAGUUCGGGGACUCCUCACUACUCCUAAAGCUGUGCGCAGACUUCUUAACGGAGCCACAGUCUCUGAGGUGGACGCCGUCUUGGCCAGGAGGUCCAUUUCUCCAGGUCCUACUUGCUGACCUGGCCUGUAUCGUAUGUAACCUAUGCUCUUAGCUGGAUUUGGAAAUAACGUCUUGUAAAGCUGCAUAUAUGCAUCUUUACAUGAACUCUUUAGUUCUCUUGUCACUUGACCUACAGUAAAACUAAAGCUUAGGACAAUCUAGGCCCGGACAUUAAUGACAAAGCAAUGCUGUGAUGUGACAGUCAUGUGAACAUCUGCCGUUUAGAUCUCAUUCAGGGGAACAGGAAAAAAAAAAAUAACAACGGUCUCAUCUCCUCAGACAGAUGUGUGUGUUGCAGUGGUUUGAUGUCUAGAUGAUUCCAAAAACAAUGCGAUUAGAAUAUGAUGUCGAUAAACAUUUUUGUGCUGAGCCCGGCUUUGCGGCAGCGUUCGGGCUUUACUGUCAUCAGGGAGCUGACAUUGUGGAGUCCUCCACUAAAUCACCAGAGGACCAUUAAAAGUUAAUGGGAUCUAUGGCAAGGCGGCUCUGUGUGAGCUACUGCGAUAUUAUUCCAGAAAAGGGCGAUCUUUGCGAGUGUGAGGC
Messenger RNA from Menidia menidia (Atlantic silverside), 1722 nucleotides. The record is from the annotation of a GenBank genome assembly. NCBI's taxonomy places the organism in Eukaryota, Metazoa, Chordata, Actinopteri, Atheriniformes, Atherinopsidae.